Molecule: messenger RNA, 7252 nt
Organism: Magallana angulata
Lineage: Eukaryota; Metazoa; Mollusca; Bivalvia; Ostreida; Ostreidae
Product: INO80 complex subunit D-like
Exons: 11
Coding region: 141-4106 (1321 amino acids)
Cellular component (GO): nucleus
Source: RefSeq, a predicted model, not a curated record
CAGAAAUAUAUCGGCAGCCAUUUUGAUGGAAGACAUUUGCAAUUAUCUUGAAAUAGAAUUAGAAGGAACAAAAUAAUCAACAUUACCAACACAAUGUGAAGAGUUCACAGAAAGUUUCAACUCCCUCCGUUUUGGAGAUAAUGUAUGAAGGCAAAAACAUUCACUAUACAUCUGGAGCUGAUCACAAACCCUUAUGUUCAUUUAGUGCCAAAGUAUGUAAUCAGCACCGCCUCAAUGGAUAUGGCUUUUGUGUACGCCACAUUUUGGAGGACCCCACAGCACCAUUUAGGCGAUGUGCAUAUGUGGCCAAGUCCAGUAAACAAAUGUGUACCCAGGCAAUUCCUCUGCAUGAAAAACGAGAAUAUUGCAACAAUCACAUGCAAGUCUUGGGAAUGCUACCAAAGAAAGAAAAGAAACAAAAGCCCCCAAAACAACCCACAGUGCAGCAGAUGCCCAUGGUCCCAAGAGAAAAGUUACCUUUCAAGGAUAGAGUGUCCAGAUUCAACUCGAGCAAAAUCAACUGUGCCCCUCCUGGAAAUGAUCUCAGAAGAUUAAGUAAUGUUUUAAAAAGUGAUGUGUUUAAUGUAGAGACAGAGGAUGUAGAUGAUCCGUACGCUUUUCCUGAUCCCGGUGGUGAGGAGAAAACCAAAACAACAGUGAAUACUAUUCUUCCCUCAUCUAGUCCCUAUCAUGAGGCCCCUCUCUCAGUUGGAUCUCAGGGUUCACAUGGUUCAAAGUCCCCGGGAGAUGGGGGAAUGGGAGUGUCCUCCAUUGCCAAACUCUACCCAGAGCUUGCUGAAAAACUGGAAAAAAUUAAACCCAAGUUUGAUACUGGAAACAAAAGCAAAGAGAAGGGAAAGGCCAAAAGCUCUCGAACAAUGAACAGACUACAAACCAAAAUUGCUCAGAACAGAAUCAAAGACAAGUUAAAACGAAACCAAGAAUCAAAUUCUCAGUCACAAUCUCCUUGUUACAACUUUAAUAGUUCAUCCUCAUUAAGUGCUGUUAACCAUUAUAACUUCAUUGACAGAACAGUGCCAAGUAGCUCCACUGAAACUUCACCUUGUCAGCAAACACCAGGAAUUCUGAAUUCUAUUAGUCAUAAAAGAAAUUCUCUUCCUGUAUAUAUAAUGCCACAGAGUGUGAAUGGUCUCCCGGAAUCAACAACAAAUUUCAAUCUUCCAGGCCACGGAUUUCUUCCUCAAGGAAUCCCCCAUGGAAUGCCAUUGGAAUUACUACCUGGAAUGCCCAACUCGGUGCCAAAACUACCAAAAGAUUUUAUCAGCUCUGAGAUGGUAAUGGGACUAAAUAGUUUUCCAAUUCCGCCGCAAGAACAAAUUCAAAAUCAUGUGGGAUCAACAUCUCUACCUCUCAGUAAUACUGUUGCUCAUCUGUCCACACAAAAUUCUGUGAAAAACAAGGUUUCUCCUUUGGGAGGUGAAACACCAAAGCAGAAAAACAUUCAGGAAAAUGAAAAGUUUAAUACAAUGAUACCAAGUAAACAGCAGCCCCCGCCUGUUCCCCCUCCCCCUUCCUACUCACAGUCAGUAGCCUUAGGAUAUCCUCCCUCUGUCACCUCAUUGACCUCAAUGCCAGAAAUUAAGGUGGAACCCAAACCUGUGUUAGGGGCACCUCAGGAGGAUAUUCCCCCACCGCCACCAUACGAAAGUAAGCCUGUGAAAAAUACCAAGUCCAAGAAUUCUACACAAAGUCUGUAUGGCUCCAAUGUGAUAAAAGAUCUCCCUAAAAAAGAUAUUACACGACCUCACAAAUUUAAGAUGGAAAGUGAUAGCAGUGCUGUACUGAAGAAAAAGUUCAAGAAGGAUAUGGAAGUCCUGGACUAUUACCAGGAUGUUGUGAAACAAAAGAGAGAAAACCACGAUCUUGUUGGUGCAGGCUUUGAUUUUUCUGAUGACACCAGUGACUCUGACAGUGAUGAUGUAGUGUCAUGGCAACCUGACUGGUUCUCCCCCUCUUCAGACGAGGAAAUGCCGGAGGAUGAGGAGGAGGCUGCAGAUAUUCUUAGAACGACCAAACUCGCAUUGUUGAGGGCGCGUUUACGACGGAGAUGUUUCCAGUAUAGAAAGUCUCACAAGUCCAAUAACAGACAACAACUUUCUAAAAAUGAAACCACGCUUGCCCUUGUUAAAGCCUCUAAAGAGGGACCCAAGGCAACAGUAUCAGUUGUCAAGGAAAUGAUGCAUCAGCAAAAUAAGACAGUUGACAGGGUUAAGAAGCGGAGGCUUGAGAGGCGGCAAUGUAGCUACAAGUCUGAGAAAGAGGAGCAGUGUAAAAACCCUGUCCUUCCAUACACAAACCAUUGUCUGUCUCAUAUAAUGUACAACGUUGACCAGCAGCUGUUUGAUUACUGCACUGCUAAGUUUGCUGACAACACUCAGUGCUGUACUCCAGUCUUUGAUAUUCGCCACGAGCUGCCCCUUUGUAUGGAGCAUGCGAUGAAAGCGGAUAACUACUCAAAAGACCAGGAUUCUGAAUCCAAACAGAAGCGAGCCAGGAAGAAGACCAAGCCUUCAGCCCUGACUAGACCACCUCGCAAAGGGAAGAAGAAGAAGAACGCACGUAAACCACCCCGCCCACAGAAACCCUCCCCUCCCAGCGAGCCAACAGGAAUAACAGGAAUGCCAGUAUCCGCCACAACGACAGUGACUGUCAAAGAAUCUCCUCCCCCUCCCACGCCCAGUAGUGCAGGGGUUACUAGUCAGUACACCACCCCACAGCCCGAGGAAUCUAUCAAAAACACUGUGUCUCCCGUGACUGUACCCCCCAAACCUCAGAACAGUCCCCCAGUGGCAGCCGUAGGAGGGGUUCAAGUGACCAGCAGGCAGGAGAAGAAUUCCUUGUCUGAACUAUCCGAGAACAUGUUGGGUGGAGUCGAUAACUUUAACACAGAAUUACCAUUGGAGCAAGCCUCAAAACUGCUUGAAGAACCAGAUUUUCAGGAUGUAUUCAACAAACUCCCAGAUGAAGCAUUUAAUUUAUUCGGUAAAAAUGGAGACUUCAAUCCUACAAGUGAAGAAUUUGAAGAACUUGAAAGGCAUCUGGCAGCUGCUAAUAUGGAUGUAUCCAAUGCUCAAAAGACGCUGGAAACAUUUGAUCUGGAUUUGGAUGAAGAGCAACUAAAACAGAUUUUAUUUGGUUCUAAUACAAGCACAUCAAAUAGUGGAACACUAGGAGGAAUGAUUAAUGGGGAGGACCAAGAAAGUAUCAACGCAAUUGCUCGAAGUCUGUCAGCCUCUGAGCAGUUGUUGCCGAAGACAACAACUUUAUCGGAAACCAAUAUUCCAUUUACUGGUGCUAAUAUGAACUCCUUUCCCUAUUCCCAAAUACCUGGUCAGGUUGUGACUCCUCCAAACAAAGUGGUCACUCAAAACAGUGUGAUGUACUCCAACAAUUCACAGUACUCUCAGUUUCAGACACCUCCUAGCUAUGCUGCGAGUCAUAUAGUGAACAAUCCCCCUGCGUAUGCUGUGAGUCAGGCAUUAGUGAAUCAGACUCCCCCUAGUUAUGUUAGUCAAGCGAUGGUCCAUCACACACAGCAGCCUAGUUAUGGUGCCGGUCAAGGAUUGCCCAGUCAUUCGUAUCCUCAGCAUAUUGCCUUGCAAUCCUCACAAAUUCGACCAAUGGGAAGCCAAUCAAACAUGUCAGGAGUUAUGCAGGCAGUUUCCACAGCCUCAGAUUUAAAACUACAAUCCAAAAUAGAUUCACAACAAAAUGCUACGCCGAUGAAGGUGGUGCUAAACCAGUUACCAGAGCUCAGUAACAAGACUUCGACUUUACCGGUUUCCAUGCAGGGGUCUCUACCACUGCCUCAAACUCCUUGGCCAAUUACUUCUGGGCAGGUCCCUCCCUUUCAAAAUGGCUAUCCUGUGCAUGGAAUGUAUCUUCAGGGAACAAAUGAUAUGAUGACAAACUUGAAAUAUAACAUGAAUGCUCAACACACAGAACAUGUGAGCCAGGUGGGUGAAGGAAGUGCACCCCCACAUCACGUGACUCUCCCUCCCGCGGGAAGCUUGCAGGGGAUUCCUGGCUUUAGUCACCAGCAGUUUGUAAAGUCAUUUACGGCCUCCAGUGGCAAGGGCUCAUGACAAUAGGAGGAUUUUAGUUUUUUUCACAUUUUUGGCAAAUGAAACAUGUUUGUUAAUAUUAGUGCAGUCUUUUUUUUUUAAUGAACGAUAAAGAAUAUUUUUAAAGUUUAUAUUUUUCCAUUGAAAUAUUUUUUGUUCCUGAAAGAAUGGUAAUCUUUUCGUUCUGUUGAGUUUAACAUGUAAGAUGUGUUACAGAAAAGAUCUGACUGUUUGUGAUAUUGUUUUUAUAGUAACGUGUUGUAGCAAUGGAUGUAUAUAAUGUGAUUUCAUUGUUCGUGCCAUUCCAUAGAUUUCAUAGUUUUAUAUACCAUAUUCCCUCAUCUUUGUAUGUUUAGUCAUAGAUUUUUUUUAUACACUGUUUUGAAUUUGAACACAAAAAGUUUAGGACAUAAUAAUACUAAUAUUAACAGAUGUUCAUUUUAUAGAUGUAACAUGUAAAAUUGUUUUGUUUGUAGUAUUAGGACUGCAUGAGUGAGAAAGGGUUAAUUGGUUGUUUUCUGUUUUUUCUAACUGCAAAUUGCUCUGAAUGUCAUUUCAAAGAUUAAUGUGUGAUUGAUGUGCAACCUAUCUCAUAUAGCUGUUGGGUACUAUGUACUUUGAUUUUAACCACUCGUUAUAGCAUCAGUUCCACAUUUUUCAAAAGCAUCUCAGUUUUCAAUGUCACUUGCUGCAGAAAUAUGUUGCUGAUUAAGUUUUUAUCUGCUAAAUAAAUCACAAGGGAAUCUAUUUUUGCAAUGAUGACCCGCAAGUGAUUUUUUUUUGUUUUUUUUUGUUUAAUGAAGUACAUGUACUAUUAUAACAGUUAUUUCAGGGUCGAAAAGUGUGUGAAAGUCUUCAAUAUAUAUAGUAUCCCUGUUCUGUUUGUAUUGGUGGAAUUGAGUGUCUUGUGGAUUUUGUCGUGUUAUGUUAUGGGUUUUUUUUUCUCUGGCAAUUGGGAAGUUUGUGGAUGAAGACAAAAAAUUGGGUCAUUGAUACAGGGAUUUUAACUUAAAAACCAAUAUUUACUCACCUAUAGCAGUAUCUCUAGCUUAUUUAUAUAUAUAUUUAAUUGACUAAAUAGAGGCAGCUCUGUGUUAUGGUUGUAAUAUUGAUUAUUAUCUAGUAUUUAUGGCCUAGGUAGGGGAGAACUCAUCUACCAUCAUAUUUCACCUGUGUGAUGAAUGUACUUCGUACAGCUGUUUGCAUUGUUUUGUAUCUUUAUAAUUUUGGAGAGAGAGGGAGAGAGAGAGAGAAGGACUCAUAAGAAUAUAUUUUGUUAUAAUGAUAUGUACCGGUAUAUGCAUGUACAGUGUACAUGUAUUCAGUAAUAGAUAAGGUAGAUUUUUUAAAUUUUGCUUAACUAUUUUUGUGCAAUGCUUUGCACAUCUCCCUUCCUCUCUCAUAAAGUAUCAAAGAUCACUUCACUUUAACUUCAUACAGAAAUAAUUGUACAGAGGAAAUCUGCUUGUAUAUUUGUAUCAUGUGUAUUUACAGGGGCUCAUUAUUAUUGAACUUGCACCUGCAAUACACUGUAAACACACACAAUUUCAAAAGGUAGCCCCAAAAAUCCAAAGUAUGAAAUGAAUUCUUUUUUUUAAGUUUUACUUACAUCUUUAUAGUAAUCAAAAUUGUUCAAAUUACUGCUAUAAGAAAGUCAUACAUUAUAAUGAUUUCAUUUUUAGUUGAUAAUUAUUAACACAAAUAUCGUGCGUAUACUGUAUAGAAGUAGACUUCAUCAAUUCUUAAAUUUUUUUUUUUAAAUUUUGCUUUUUUUGCACCAUGGUCUUCAUAAGUUACUUGCAUAAUACCGUACAGCAGUCCAAUGAUUGUGUUUCCUGUAGUGAUUGGUGUGCAAUUUUUCCCCCAAUAAUAUUUCUUAUUAAAUUCAUCAUGUCGAUUUUGCAAAUACAAGGAAAGAUGUAUUGCCUUUUGACACUUUAUUUUUCAGAAAGCAAAAACAUUAAUAUUUUUACCUCCAAAUUACAUGUAUAAUGUUUAAAGUGUAUUGAUAAGCUAAGAUAAUUUUAUGUUAUGGUCUCUAUAGGUACUUCAGUAAAGCGCCAAAGUACAAACUUUUAUACUUCCUUACCAAUUGGAUAUUGGUUAGAGAGCGAGAACUGGGUGCAUUUCAUACACUUGACAGUACAUGUAGUAAUUAAUUUAGGAGGGAAAUAUCUUUUAGAUUUGUAUGUUAAAAAAAUCUGUUUCAAUUUUGUUUUUGCUUCUUGCAUAUUUUUUUUUUUAAUGGAGUGCAAUAGUCAAUUCUUAUACCAGCUAUUUCAAGUAAGAAAACACUGUUAAUUGCCUUUAUCUCAAAAAAUGGGUGCAUGUCUUGUUUUUGUUUUGAUGUUUUUUCCUCUUGACUUUUUUGGGGCUCUUUACUGUUAUUUUUGCUGUGCAAAAUAUGCCGAACCAAUAAGGUAAUCUUUUCCACUGAAACAAUGUACAUUUUAAAACAAAUUUAUCCAAUCUCUUACAAGCAUUUUGAAAAUUCUGUACACUCUCUCUAUUCUCCCACAUACAAUGGUAAAUCUUCACCUUUACUGGCAUCACCAGACUUUAUAAGGCUUAAAUUGACUCAAAUGUAAUCCUUUUUAACAAAAAUAUAUUGAAUUUUGUCAAUUACUAAUAUUUUCACUAGAUUUGUUUUAGUUUUUUAUAAUAUAUUGAUACAUGGGAAUUUGCAAUCGGUUCAUUAGUGAGGUUAUCUUGUUUAACUUUUUUAAGAAGUAAAAACUGAGGCAUGUUAUUUAACCUCCAAUUGUUCUAGCUGCAUCAUGUCUUAUAUUCCAACACUGUAAUAUAAGUAAGCUCUUGUCUCACAGUGUGCUGUAUCUGCUAUAGAAAAGAUUGUGUGUACAUAUCAUUGUUAAAUUUUUACAUACAAGAAAAUCAUGAAAAGUGUAAUUCUGAAGAGCAGGCUUAUCCCCCUCAUCCAUUAAAAGCCAAGGAGGAACCUUGUAUUGUCAUUUUGUGAUCUGAUUUCUUUCAUAUGAAGAUGUAGAGUAAUGUAUGGUAUACAUAUUUUGUGUAAAUGUUUACUUUCUUAUGAGUGAGAAUGUUCUUGUUUUAUUAAAGUUGUUAUGAAGUUGUUGUAAUUAUAUAAAUUAUAACAUUAUUGUGUUCAAAACAUGACCUAAAAAUCUAAAUAACAACUCUGAAUAUAA